This is a messenger RNA of Cyanidioschyzon merolae strain 10D, 369 nucleotides long. RefSeq lists its product as hypothetical. The coding region runs from base 1 to 369 and encodes 122 amino acids. Lineage: Eukaryota; Rhodophyta; Bangiophyceae; Cyanidiales; Cyanidiaceae. The transcript has a single exon. The record is from RefSeq and is a predicted model, not a curated record.
AUGGCGCAAGCUAUCCGUAGGUUUAUUCCAUGGUACCUACUUGGCGUGAACGGUAUAUCUGCCGGGUGCAUUAUUGAGGAUAAAAGAAGAGCUCUCCAACACCAGUGGCGUAUUCCGGAGCGCGACCUUAUAGCACUGGGCGCUGCUGGGGGAUUUCCCGCAGGCUACCUCGCGAUGCGAUACGCACAUCACAAAACUCAGAAGAAAAGCUUUAGGGAGAAAUAUGAUAAGGCAGCUUUGUUUUCAGCAACAGGUUGGUCGUUGAUAUUCCUGGGCUUACGAAGACCGCGUCUGGGGUUGAAGCAAGCGCCCAAGGCUUCCUCCUCGCCGCUGACGUCGUCGAGACGACCCAUGACGCCUGGUCGCUGA